This is a messenger RNA of Babesia bigemina, 936 nucleotides long. RefSeq lists its product as hypothetical. Bases 1 to 936 code for a protein of 311 amino acids. The transcript has a single exon. NCBI's taxonomy places the organism in Eukaryota, Apicomplexa, Aconoidasida, Piroplasmida, Babesiidae. The record is from RefSeq and is a predicted model, not a curated record.
AUGGUAUACAAUUCUUUGACUGAUAUCCCUCGUAACCUCAAGGAGGGCAUUGACUGGUUGAUCGCCCUGAAGGGAACUGAUGGUGAAAAGAACUUGGCGGCCAUGGGUGCCGCAGUCUACAAUUUUCUAGCACCGUGUCUUCCUGAACGUGUUGCAGAAGAAGUUGUGGGUGACGCCGCAAAGGGUGUCUUAAACAACCCUGUAGGCAACCCCGCUGACUCCAAGCCAUUUCUAGCUCUCGAGCAUAUAAAGCUUAUUUCCAUGGGGUACAUGUGGCAAAAGGAGCUUAGGGAAUUGUGGCCCGCGAACGUGAUGCUAAAGUUAUUCAUCAAGUUUAUCGAUAAGAAACCCAGCGAGCUCGCUAACACCAUAAAAGACAAUCCUGAAACGGUCACCGAGAAAUUAGGUAAAAUUGUGAAUGGUUGCGAGAAGUUCGUCAGUGAUAUAAAGCACCCUGAGCAGUACAAAUCUGCUUACGGCAAAAACGCGACGUGGGUUAAAUCAUGUUCACAAAACCCAGAAGACUGCGCGGCGGUUUUCGUGGGGAUUGCUCCGAUGCUAUACGUAGGCCUAGAAUCCUUGCGCGAUGCGAGCCAAGAUGCAAAAAAAGCCGAGCCUAGUGAGGCAGGAGAGAAUUUUAGAAAGGUACUGAAAGCGGUAGGUCUCAAGGAUCGAGGAUCUAGCAAUGAUAGUUCGGAUCUAGACGAAGCGCAGAACCGUUUGGGAGAGGUAUUGCAGGCCAUGGGUUACGAGCAGCGUAGAAUCCGCGAUAGUAUGCGUGGUUCGUAUGUCCUCCAAUCUUUAAGCGUUUUAGAUCAUGAUCUAUUGAACAGCCUUUACGACAUCUCUGGAUUUGAUGUUACUAUUGAGUGGGGAUUGCGAAAGUCUAAAAGCAAAUCGACAACAAACGUUUCUGCCUAUUGGCCCGCAUUAUAG